This is a messenger RNA of Gossypium raimondii (Peruvian cotton), 1415 nucleotides long. RefSeq names its product WAT1-related protein At5g40210. Lineage: Eukaryota; Viridiplantae; Streptophyta; Magnoliopsida; Malvales; Malvaceae. Bases 232 to 1272 code for a protein of 346 amino acids. Gene Ontology annotation, molecular function: transmembrane transporter activity. The record is from RefSeq and is a predicted model, not a curated record. Gene Ontology annotation, cellular component: plasma membrane. The transcript is spliced from 7 exons.
GUGACUGAAUAGUGGCCACUGGCCACCAAUUUAGGCUCCACUAUACGGUACAAAAAUGUCAUGGACGUGGCAUCUUUGAAAAAUCCAAUUCUUCCCCCUUCCCUCCUUCUUCUUACUUAACCUCUCGUUUUCUAUAUGUCAGGAAAGUGAUCCCUUUUAUCUUCCGCUUCAAACACCGAAUAUCACAAUCCCCAAAGCAAAAGUCACCCUUAGAUUAGAGAGGAUAACAUAAUGUGGGAAAAAAGUGUUACUGCAAUAAUGGUUGCAACAGAGUUCUUAGAGGUGGGCUUAAACACUGUAAAUAAAGCUGCCAUGAACAAAGGACUCAGUGAUUUCGUGCUAGUAUUUUACUCGAACGUUCUUGGCAUCUUUAUGCUUGCCCCAUGUAUUAUCAUCUUCUACAGAAAAAGAAGCCCACCAGUGCUUACAUGGUCUACCAUCUGCAAAAUUUUCCUUCUAGGCGUUCUCAGUUAUGGAGGACAGAUAUGCACAUACAUUGGAAUAGGAUAUGGAUCUCCAACUCUGGCAUCCGCCAUGGCUGAUCUUACUCCAGCCUUCACUUUCAUCUUCUCCAUCAUCUCUCGGAUGGAAAAGCUGGACUUAGGGAUCAAAAGCAGCCAAGCCAAGUCUUUAGGAACUUUGGUAUCGAUCACGGGGGCAUUUGUUGUGACUUUAUACAAAGGCCUUCCACUCACCACUUCUCCAAGGAAGUACAGCUUUCUUCACCAAGUUCUUGGGAUUCCUCACUCCAACUGGAUCAUUGGCGGCUUUUUCCUAGCCUCUCAUAGUGUUAUCUUCGCAAUUAUUCUUAAUGUUCAGACGUGGAUAAUAAGGAGAUACCCAGCAGAGAUGCUAGUAACACUCAUUUGCAGCAUCAUUGUGGCCAUCCUAUCCUCUGUUGUCUCUUUGAUGGUAGAGAAGGACCCAAAUGCUUGGAAAAUUGGGUUUAAUAUGGAAUUAAUAGCUACCGUAUAUACAGCAGCUUUCGCAGUAGCAUUUCGAAGUGUGGUUCACAAAUGGGCGUUGCGGAAGAAAGGGCCUAUCUACGUUUCCAUGUUUAAGCCACUUGAGAUGGUCAUUGCUCUUGCUAUGGGGAUCGCCUUUCUAGGUGACAAACUUUAUCUUGGAAGUUUGCUAGGAGCAGCGAUAAUAGCCAUUGGAUUUUAUGCCGUGAUUUGGGGGCAAGCUCAAGAAGAGAAAAUGGUCCAUGACGCACAGUCCUCAAAUAAAGAUCCUUUACUCCCAAAUACUACUCAUACCUUAGUGGUAUAGUGAUUUUUGGGGAAAAAAUAGAAAGGAGAGGUGCUAGAAGUUGUGAAGGGGAAAUAUUGGAAUAAAGAGAUUAUAGAUACUUUUCUAUUUAACCUCAAUUCUCAAAAGAAAGUAUAGUAAAAUUGUGAUUCAGAUUUUCAUUA